This is a messenger RNA of Vairimorpha ceranae, 150 nucleotides long. RefSeq lists its product as hypothetical. The transcript has a single exon. Lineage: Eukaryota; Fungi; Microsporidia; Nosematidae. The record is from RefSeq and is a predicted model, not a curated record.
UUGGUUGUUUCUACUCGCCUUAAAAAAUACUUUACUAAUGAAAAAUCAUGGGAAGUUUUAAGACUUCUUGAAUGCUUUCAAACUAAAUACUUAAAAUUUGAUAACAGUAAUAGAAGCAUAGACUUUGGAAUGUGUUUGAUAGAACAAUAA